AUGAAAAAUUUAUUAGCAUCAAUAGAUAAUGAUCCAUUUGAAAAUAUUCCUGUCAAUAAUAAUAAAAAUGAUAAAUAUAAACCAACAAUACAUUCAUCAACCUCAUCAUCAACCUCAUCAUCUUCACCAUCAUCUUCUAUGUUUUUCUCAAAUACAAAUAAUAAUAAUAAUAAUAAUAAUGGUACUAAUAAUGGUAAUAGUAAUGGUAAUAGUAAUGGUAAUAGUAAUGGUAAUAAUAAUAAUAAUGGUAAUACAAAUAAUAGCAGUAAUUAUGAUACAUUUGAUAGUGAUGCUGAAAGUAAUAGUAGUACAGGUAGCCAUAGUAACAACAACAAUAGUAGCAGUGGUAAUAAUAAUAAUAGCAAUAGUAUAAACAAUAAUUUAAAUAGUAGUCAAGAGGAUGAAGAUAUAGCAAGUUUUGGUGAUGAUAGUGAUAAUAAAUUCUCACCGCCCCCACCUAAUAAAAAAGGAGGUAAAAGGGCUGGUAGACCAAAAAAAUUACCAAUUACCACAAACAACAAUGACAGAGCAACUAGUCCACCACCCCAAACUACCGGAAAGGGUAGAGGUGCUAAAUUACCUUCAAACAGUAAAAGUUUACCUUCUAAUCCUUCAAAACCAAAUUAUACUCCAACAAUAGGUUCAAAUAAUAAUAAUAAUAAUAAUAGUUUAUUUGGAAAUAGUAAAAAUACUUCAAGUAAUAAUAAUAAUAAUAAUAAUAAUAAUAAUAAUAAUAAUAAUAAUAAUAAAAAUUUUAGUAACAAUAAUAGUCUAAGAGAAUCAAAAGAAGAUUUCGAUUUAUUAGCAAAAGAUUUAGAUAUGAUUGGUUGUGAAACAACAACUACAACAACUACAACAACAACUACAACAGCAGCAUCAAUAUCAACAAAUAUUACAAAUACUAAGCCUAAUAAUAAUAAUUAUAUUAAUAGCAAUAAUACAACAAAUGAUGAAUUAAAUGAUAUAAAUAUGGAAUUAGAGGAAGAAUUAUUUGGUAAACCUGGUGAUAUAUUGAGUGCACCACCACAACUACAAACAGAGGAUGAUGAUGGAGAUAUCAUAUUUGAAGAAUUCCCUGUUAACCUUAAUAAUACUGGGAAUGAUAAUGAUGAUGAUAACAAUAAUAAUAAUAAUAAUAAUAAUAAUAAUAAUAAUAAUAAUAAUAAUAAUAAUAAUAAUAAUAAUAAUCAUAAUAAUAAUAAUAAUAAUGAUGGUGAUCUUUCUUUUUCUUUGAAUGAUUCUGCUUCUACCAUACCACCAUUUCAAUCAAAUAGCAAUAACAAUAACAAUAAUAAUAAUAAUAAUAAUAAUAAUAAUAAUAAUAAUAAUAGUAGCAAUGGCAAAGGCAUUGGUCUAAAUGAUAGCUCUAGUUUCUUACCAAAAACUUAUAAGCCUCCAUCAUCUUCUGCAAGACCAUCUGCUCCAACUACAACUGUUCAACCACCAAACUUUUUAGGUGGUAAUAAUAAUAAUAAUAACAUUUCUAACAAUACUUCUAUUAUUAAUAAUAAUAAUAACAACAAUAAUAAUAAUAAUAAUAAUAAUAAUAAUAAUAAUAAUAACAAUAUUCCUAACAAUACUAAUAAUAGUAAACUUAAUAAUUUACCAACCAACAAAAGUAAUGGACCUGUCAAUAGUACUAAUAAUAGUAUUGCUUCCUUUAAUAAUCCAUCUCAAAAACAACCAUCUGACAAUAAUAAUAAUAAUAAUAAUAAUAAUAAUAAUAAUAAUAAUAAUAAUAAUAAUAAUAAUAAUAAUAAUAAUAAUAAUAAUAAUAAUAAUAACCAAAAUAAUUUGAGUACAUCUUUUCAAUCUGGAGAGAGUGAUAGCGAUAGUUAUAGUAGCGACAGUGAUAGUUAUAGUAGUGAUAGCGAAAGUGAUAGUGAUAAUUAA
Dictyostelium discoideum AX4 is the source of this 1893-nucleotide messenger RNA. RefSeq lists its product as hypothetical. The record is from RefSeq and is a predicted model, not a curated record. Lineage: Eukaryota; Evosea; Eumycetozoa; Dictyosteliales; Dictyosteliaceae. The coding region runs from base 1 to 1893 and encodes 630 amino acids. The transcript has a single exon.